AAGCGGCACAUGUUUACAUGCCUCUCUCUGGUGGCCAGCGUUUCGGUUGUAUUGUUUCUACACGAGAGCAGCCUUUCCUUUAAGCACGCCCACUGUCUGUUACACAAACUUAUAUCAUGAUUUCAAGAUCACUCCGGUCAUAGAAGUCCAUCGAGACGGCUCUCUUCACACAACAUCAAACUGCGCUUCGACCUGUUAAUUCAGGAUGUGGAUUCCCAUGCUGAGUUUGACUGCCCUUCCGCACGUUGGGGGGAUAUUUGGAGGUAUCAUCACACGGAAGGAGGUGAAGACCUGGUACACCACGCUCAACAAACCCUCAUGGAGGCCACCUAACGCUGCCUUCCCAAUAGUGUGGACCACUCUCUACACUGGCAUGGGCUACGGUUCAUACCUUGUGUGGAAAGAGCUUGGAGGCUUUACUCAGGAUUCAUUGGUACCACUGGGACUUUAUGGGUUGCAGUUGGCGCUUAAUUGGGCCUGGACCCCCAUCUUCUUUGGAGCUCACAAAAUUAAACUGGCAAUGAUAGAGAUAGUGAUGCUGACUGGCACAGUGGCAGCCACAAUGGUGUCUUGGUAUCCCGUCAGCCGCACUGCAACACUUCUCAUGGUACCAUACUUAGCCUGGCUUUGCCUCGCUACCAGCCUCAACUACUGCGUUUGGAGAGACAAUCCAGAACCCAAAAAAGACGACUAAAGAGUCCAAUAAAAUGAACACUAUUCUAGCUAACACUGACUAGAACAAAAAUCAUGUUUAUGUUUUAUUUAAAAUUUUGUAAUUCUAGCAAAAUUCACAAUGUGUCUUAAUUAUAAAAGAAGGAAAUGCAAUAAAAUGAAAAUGCUUCCGAUAUAUAAACUCA
Messenger RNA from Puntigrus tetrazona (Sumatra barb), 857 nucleotides. It is a transcript of the gene tspo, whose product is annotated as translocator protein. The transcript has 4 exons. Gene Ontology annotation, cellular component: mitochondrial outer membrane. Bases 206 to 694 code for a protein of 162 amino acids. The record is from RefSeq and is a predicted model, not a curated record. NCBI's taxonomy places the organism in Eukaryota, Metazoa, Chordata, Actinopteri, Cypriniformes, Cyprinidae.